Messenger RNA from Scophthalmus maximus (turbot), 3789 nucleotides. It is a transcript of the gene nprl3, whose product is annotated as NPR3-like, GATOR1 complex subunit. Bases 1702 to 3573 code for a protein of 623 amino acids. Gene Ontology annotation, biological process: positive regulation of autophagy; cellular response to amino acid starvation; negative regulation of TORC1 signaling. NCBI's taxonomy places the organism in Eukaryota, Metazoa, Chordata, Actinopteri, Pleuronectiformes, Scophthalmidae. The record is from RefSeq and is a predicted model, not a curated record. Gene Ontology annotation, cellular component: GATOR1 complex. The transcript has 15 exons.
CUUAACCAUUCGCAGCAUGGUAGGCGAGUACCAGUGCCUCGAAUCGGAUUCGAGCUGCCACCGGCAGCCAGUGCAGGGUGAGGAGGAAUGGUGCGGUGUGGGAGAAUUUGGGUAGGUUGAAGACCAAACGAGCCGCUGCGUUCUGGAUGAGCUGCAGAGGUCGGAUGGCACAUGCCGGCAGACCAGCUAGGAGUGAGUUGCAGUAGUCCAGGCGAGAGAUGACAAGAGCCUGCACCAGUACCUGCGUCACACAGGGAGAGUGCCUUGCCUGAGACUCCCAGUUGUUGGAGGGUGGAGAGGAGGAUCUGGUCGUUCACAGUGUCAAAAGCUGCUGAGAGGUCGAGCAGGAUGACCACAGAGGAGAGGGAGGCUGCCCUAGCUGUGUGGAGUUCCUCUGUGACAGCUAGGAGGGCAGUCUCUGUUGAGUGUCCUGCCUUGAAUCAUGACUGGUGGGGGUCAAGAAGGUUGUUCUGGUGGAGAUAUGUAGAAAGUUGAAACAAGACAGCACGUUCCAGAGUUUUGGAAAGAAAUGGAAGAAGAGAGACAGGUCUAAAGUUUCUCAUGUCAGAAGGGUCGAGUGUAGGUUUCUUUAAGAGAGGGUUCACUCUUGCUGCUUUGAGAGCACUUGGGAAGGGACCUGUUGACAGAGAGGUGUUGAAUAGACGGGUGAGGAAGGGAAGGAGAUCAGGAGCAAUAGACUGAAGAAGGUGGGAGGGAAAAGGGUCAAGAGGGCCUGUGGUGGGGCGGUGGGAGGUGAGCAAGGAUAGAACCUCACUGGGAGGUAGUGGUGAAAAAGCAACUAGAGAAGGAGAUGAGGAGGGUGAAGGAGAGGCAGUGUCAGUAAGGGGGUCGGGAAAUGAGGAGCGAAUGGUGUCUAUCUUUUCUGCAAAGCAGUUUACAAAGUCGCUUGGGCAGAGGGAGGAGGGAGGUGGGAGAGCGGGAGGGUCGAGGAGGGAGGAGAAGAUGGAAAAAAAAUGUUGGGGUUGGAGAAGGAGGACUGAAUUUUAGAUUCAAAGAAAGAUUUUUUUAGCAGCUGAUCAGGAAGUAGAGAAGGAGGAAAGAAGAUAUUUUCUAGGCAAGAAGAUCCUCGUGGCAUUUGGAGUUUUGCCAUUGUCGCUCAGCUGCUCGCAGGGAGGUUCUGUGAGACCGUACUGACUCAGAUAACCACGGAGCUGGAGGGGUGAGGCGAGCCCGCCGAGAGGUGAAUGGACAGAGGGAGUCCAGGGAAGAGGCCAAGGUGGAGAGAAGAGUGUCUGUGGCAGAGUCAGGGGAAAGGAGUGAGAAGGAGUCGGCUGAGGGGAGAGCAGAUGGGAAAGAUGAGGCGAGAGAGGAGCGAGAGAGGGAACGAAGGUUGCUGCGGACAGGUACAGUAUGAGUGGAAGAGGGAGGGUCAGGAGUUAGAGAGAGGGGAAGAGAGUAAGUUAUGAAGAAGUGGUCAUAGAGAUUUAACAUUUACAUCAACAUUUAAGGUUUGACUUUGACUUUCCUCUUUGAUAAAGCUUGUUCAGGUGAGUCCCGAACCAUCUCUUUGCUGCAAGUGGAACUCCCAUCAUCUCUCUCUCUCUCUCUCUCUCAAAUUCAAAUUCAGCAUUAUUGGCAUGGGAAACAGAACAGAACAUCACAAGGACUGGACCAGACUUUCACUGACAUUGCACUUUCUGAAGGCAGGGAAGAUGUGGCCUGAAUGUCAAGGGUCGGGAUAUGACGCCGCCUGCGGCCGACUUCGCCGUGUCGGAUGCUAAGAUGAUGCUAAACCCGUCCGCCCGGCUGCCGGACGACCGACGGUCCAUGUACAGCCAGUCCCACCACAGCGUGUACAGGAGCGGCGACAGAACCAGCCCCAUCAGCGUCAUCCUGGUGAGCUCCGGCAGCCGCGGGAACAAGCUGCUCUUCCGGUACCCCUUCCAGAGGGCGGCGGACUGUCCGGCGUCUGUCACGGCAAAACAACGAAGUCCAUAUGCACUGAACACAACCGGUGAGGGUCUUGAAGAUCAGGAUGGUGAUUCAAGGGAACAAUCUCCACUAACUGACGAACAGUUGGUAGCCGGGUUCUCUGACAUCAUCCUCGCCACCAUCCUGGCCACCAAGUCUGAUAUUUGUGGGAAGAAGUUUGAACUCAAGAUAGACAAUGUUCGGUUUGUGGGUCACCCGACUCUCCUCCAGCAUCCUCCCAUUAUUCAGGUUUCUAAAUCAGAUCCUUCGCCUAAGAGAGAGAUGCCCACCAUGAUCUUGUUUAAUGUGGUGUUUGCACUAAGGGCGAACGCUGACCCCUCGGUCAUCAGCUGCAUGCACAACCUGUCGCGCCGCAUCGCGAUUGCUCUGCAGCACGAGGAGCGCCGCUGCCAGUACCUGACCAGAGAGGCCAAACUGAUGCUCGCCGUCCAGGACGAGAUCACCACCACGACUGAGUCCGAUGGAAGCCCCCAGUCCCCUUUUAGACAAAUUCUUCCUAAAUGUAAGCUAGCCAGGGACCUGAAGGAAGCUUAUGACAGCCUUUGUACAACUGGUGUGGUGCGACUACACAUUAACAACUGGUUGGAGGUGAGCUUCUGUUUACCGCACAAGAUCCACAGGAUCGGUGGCAACCACAUACCCCCUGAGGCAUUAGAGCGCAGCCUUAAGGCUAUAAGACCCUACCACGCCCUGUUGCUGCUGGAAAGUGAGAAGGCCCUGUUGAGCCAGCUUCCCCUGGACUGCUCGCCUGCGAUGGUGCGCCUCAUCAAGACCUGCUCAGCGGUGAAAAACCUGCAGCAGCUCGCCCAGGACGCUGACCUGGCCUUACUUCAGAUCUUUCAAAUCGCUGCCCACUUGGUCUAUUGGGGCAAAGCGAUCAUCAUCUACCCGCUGUGCGAGAACAACGUGUACAUGCUGUCUCCUCAUGCCAACAUCAGCCUAUACUCGCCGCUGGCCGAGCAGUUUGCUCAGCAGUUUCCUGGUCAUGAUCUGCCAACCAUGUUAGCCAAGUUCUCACUGCCUGUCUCACUGGCUGAGUUCAGAAACCCCCUGGAGGCUCCUGCACAGGAGGCCCAGCUGAUCCAGAUGGUAGUGUGGAUGCUUCAGCGGCGCCUGCUGAUCCAGCUGCACACCUACGUCUGCUUGCUGGUACCGCCCAGCGAGGACGAGCCCGGGCUGAGGGAUGAAGACCUCCCGCUGGCCGCCAGAGUAGGAGGCCGGAGUCUCAGCACGCCUAGUGCCCUCAGCUUCGGUUCCCCAACCAGCAGUGAUGACAUGACCCUCACUAGUCCCAGUAUGGACAACUCUAGUGCAGAGCUGCUGCCUGGUGGAGACUCUCCACUAAACAAGCGGAUGACCGAGACGCUGCUCGCCAGCCUGUCGGAGAACGAGAGGCAGGUCAUUCUCAACAUCCCUGCCGCACAAAAUCCAGAGGAUCUGCGGAUGUUUGCCCGGCUGCUGCACUAUUUCCGCGGACAUCAUCACCUGGAAGAGAUCAUGUACAACGAGAACAUGAGGCGCUCACAGCUCAAGACGCUGUUCGACAAGUUCCGAAGUGUCCUUGUGGUGACCAACCACGAGGAUCCCAUUAUCUCCAUCUUUCAGUCACCCAUGGAGUAAGUGGGACGGAGACGGCGUCAGCUCUCACCGACUGGAAAAACGCGUCGGUCUGAAUGCAGUUAAAUAGCCUUCAGUGCCACAACAGUUUCAAAAUCUGAUUACACUGUGGUUGCAUUAACGUGUGCAGAUUUACAAAAUGUAGAAAGUGUUUUUAUCUCUAUGAGCCAAAUGUUUUGUUUACAAUAUUAAAUUAUUUUGUACAUAUCAGAAAAAAAA